AUGCCGUCGCACCGCCACCGCACCGCCGCCCGCUGCUUCUUCUUCUUCCUGCCACCGCACCGCUGCCCAUUUCUUCUUCUUCUUCCCGCCGCCGCUCCGCCGCCCGCCGCUUAUUCUUCCCGCCGCUGCACCGCCGCCCGGAAUACGGGGAGGGGGAGGGGACAGGUGGGGAAGCUAGGUGGGGGGGAGGGGGAGGGGGAGGGGGAAAGGGGGGAGGGGGACUGCAGUGGCGUUGGUGGUGGUGUUGGUGGUGGUGGAGUGGCAGUGGGUGUUGUUGAUGAUGAUGAUGAUGCUGAUAAUGAUGGUGGAGUGGCAGUUGGUGGUGGUGGUGGUGAAGAGGUAAUUAUGUUGGUAGUGGUGAGGGUAUUCUUGUAA
Molecule: messenger RNA, 375 nt
Organism: Arachis stenosperma
Lineage: Eukaryota; Viridiplantae; Streptophyta; Magnoliopsida; Fabales; Fabaceae
Product: glycine-rich cell wall structural protein 1-like
Exons: 2
Coding region: 1-375 (124 amino acids)
Source: RefSeq, a predicted model, not a curated record